CUUCUAUCCAUAUCUUUCACUACAAGACAAGAAACCCUCACCCAUAUAAUCCCCUCACCUCUCUUUGCAAACAUUUCAAACACCCAUUUCAUUCUUCCCCCCUUUUUAGCAAGAAAAACUCUAUUUCUCUCUUUCCACCCCCCUUUUUUCCAAAAAAAAAAAAAAAAAAAAAAAACAAACUUUGAAUUUCCUACCAAAAAAAAACUUACAAAAUUUAACAAGCUACUAUAAUAAUGGAUGCAAAAAGAUGUUCUAGUAGUCUUCCUCCUGGUUUUAGGUUUCAUCCAACUGAUGAAGAAUUAAUCAUACACUACCUUAAGAAUCAAGCUAUGUCUAGGCCUUGUCCUGUUUCAAUUAUUCCUGAAGUUGAUAUAUACAAGUUUGAUCCAUGGCAAUUACCCGAUAAGGCAGAGUUUGGAGAAAAUGAAUGGUACUUCUUCACCCCUAGAGAUAGGAAAUACCCGAAUGGGAUCCGACCCAAUCGAGCUACGUUAUCGGGUUAUUGGAAGGCCACGGGCACGGAUAAGGCCAUAUAUAGUGGAGCUAAGUAUGUUGGGAUUAAGAAGGCUCUUGUUUUUUACAAGGGUAGACCUCCUAAGGGGUCUAAGACUGAUUGGAUUAUGCAUGAAUAUCGUUUAACUGAGUCUAAGCAUCAACCCAUCAAGCAACAUGGAUCCAUGAGGUUGGACGAUUGGGUGUUAUGUAGAAUCUACAAGAAGAGGCAUGUCGCGAGGGCAGAGGAUUCAUCGAGUUCGCCACAAGGGCAAAUAAGCAUGGUGGAAGGAGGAGCAAGUGAUGCAUCUAGUAAUCAAAAUGAACCAGAAAUAAAGUUCCCAAGAACUCAAUCAUUAUCAUACCUAUUGGAUUUGGACUACUUGGGCCCAAUAGCCCAUUUACUAAAUGACAACACUUCAUAUAAUUCAAGCUUUGAUAUCCAAACAAGUAUGGGUAGUAAUGCUGGAUUAGACCAACAUGUGGGCCCAUACCAAAAUAUUGGAUUAAGCUGUCACCAAAUAAAUGGGAACCCAUGUUACCCAUCAUCUUACAAAUAGGAUGUAGUAUAGUUUUUAAUUUUUAAUUUUAUUUAAAUGGCACAUCUCAAUUUGUUUUGGAGAUGUAUGAUUGUGAAUAGUCUUAGGUCAUCCAAUUGUACAUAAAUUAUUGUUCCUUGAUUGAUUGUCUUUAAGCUUUUCAUUAGAGACUACUAGUGUUGUUUAUUUGCUAUUUUUCUUUAAUAUUUUCUUCAUUUGGAAAUUUUAGGGAAUGUAAUUAUUAUUACUUAGAAGCUAAGAACUAAUUAACUUAUAUGUUUAAUGUUUAA
This is a messenger RNA of Chenopodium quinoa (quinoa), 1321 nucleotides long. RefSeq names its product NAC transcription factor 29-like. Gene Ontology annotation, biological process: regulation of DNA-templated transcription. The record is from RefSeq and is a predicted model, not a curated record. The transcript has 3 exons. The coding region runs from base 234 to 1052 and encodes 272 amino acids. NCBI's taxonomy places the organism in Eukaryota, Viridiplantae, Streptophyta, Magnoliopsida, Caryophyllales, Amaranthaceae. Gene Ontology annotation, molecular function: DNA binding.